AUGUUAUUGAACGAUGAUGAGAAUGAGCAGUAUGAGGAGGAAAAAGAAGUACAGGAUAGCCCGCAACACAGUAAAUAUGCUUCCACUGAUAAAGAGUUAUACGAUCUUUAUCAAAGCCUAGAAAAUGAUGCGAAUUUUAUGGAUUAA
Molecule: messenger RNA, 147 nt
Organism: Funneliformis mosseae
Lineage: Eukaryota; Fungi; Glomeromycota; Glomeromycetes; Glomerales; Glomeraceae
Source: the annotation of a GenBank genome assembly